AGGUUAGCACAUCACUACCUGCCAAUAGAAAACGUCGACGUAUUGUUCCGUUCGUGUGAAGAUUAUUUCUUUAUUUUUGGUGUUUAUUGCUGCUUAAACUGCAGAUAAUCUUUAUAUUUAGUAACUGACCAUUGAUAACUGCGCAAGUAACCAUGGGUUUAACAAUAUCGAGUGUAUUUACAAGGCUUUUCGGCAAAAAACAGAUGCGUAUCCUAAUGGUCGGACUUGACGCCGCUGGAAAAACAACUAUACUUUACAAGCUAAAGUUGGGCGAAAUUGUGACUACCAUCCCGACGAUCGGCUUCAAUGUGGAGACGGUGGAAUACAAAAACAUUAGCUUCACCGUGUGGGACGUCGGCGGCCAGGACAAGAUCAGGCCCCUCUGGCGCCAUUACUAUCAAAACACACAAGGACUGAUAUUUGUUGUGGAUUCUAGUGACACCAAGAGAAUACAGGAGGCUGAAAAUGAACUGGCUAAUAUGUUGAAAGAGGAUGAACUUCGGGAUGCAGUUAUAUUGGUGUUUGCAAACAAACAGGACAUGCCAAAUGCCAUGACUGCUGCUGAACUAACAAAUGCCCUUAACUUAAACAAUUUGAGAAACAGACGUUGGUAUAUCCAGGCUACAUGUGCAACCCAAGGACAGGGGCUUUAUGAAGGUCUAGACUGGCUUUCAAAUGAACUAGCCAAGAAGUGAGCAAUGGACAAACACCCAGUCAAGGGAAGUCUAUGCAGAUAACAUUCCCAGCAGACUGACAAAGUAUGGAUCCAGAAGUGAAAGUGAAUUCAAAGACUUUAAAUUUAUAUGUAACUAUAAAUAUAAUAUUUAACCUAGUA
Molecule: messenger RNA, 835 nt
Organism: Plutella xylostella (diamondback moth)
Lineage: Eukaryota; Metazoa; Arthropoda; Insecta; Lepidoptera; Plutellidae
Gene: Arf102F
Product: ADP-ribosylation factor 2
Molecular function (GO): GTP binding; GTPase activity
Source: RefSeq, a predicted model, not a curated record